Molecule: messenger RNA, 1701 nt
Organism: Apiotrichum porosum
Lineage: Eukaryota; Fungi; Basidiomycota; Tremellomycetes; Trichosporonales; Trichosporonaceae
Exons: 9
Coding region: 1-1701 (566 amino acids)
Source: RefSeq, a predicted model, not a curated record
AUGACGAACCCCGUCGCUCCCACAGACGACGAGCACCGUGUCCCCGACCACCACUUCCUCGCCUACCCGCCCUUCCCCGCAAAGGACCAAACCGCCGCCAUGGUCGAGUCCUUUGAAGACUUCAAGCAAGAGCCCAUCAUGAUGCCUUCCCUCCCUCCCGGCGACUAUACCGACGACGACCUCCGCCGUGGCCUCGAUGGAUGGACCGACGAAGCCGCAAUGACCGGUACCGAUGCGUACGGCCAGCAACUCAUCGACCUCAGCAUUGACCGCACUCCUGAGGCCGUUGCUGCCGCCAAGCGCGACAGGUCGAACCGCUACAACGAGCGCCAGCGCCUCCGUUGGCGCGUCAAUGUCGUAGACGCGUUCAAGAUUGGAAGUGACCCCAACUGGAAUGAGCCUGAGGGUACUCUUAACGUGGACUGCGACAUUUCUCGUCCUCCUUUCAACCGACUGAUGGAUGCCACUCUAGGCUUCCUCGACUCGCGCUUCGAUGCGUUUGGCAACAAACGCUGGAAGCAGCUCUUCGUCAUGAUUCGCUACGGCUUCGGCCUCAAGACCGAGUUCUCUGGUCUCCACUGGCCGGGAAGUGGUUCCUACGCCCAAAAGUACCACUACACCCAUGCUGCGCGCCGUGGUGCAAGCUAUGAGCAGCGUGGAUUGAUGAACCUCGACACUAUCGGCGAGUCUUGCGCCCUUCUUCGCAGCCCCGAGCAGGCCACGCGUGGCUUCCUUGCCAUGGCCCGUCGCGAGGCCGAAGCCGUUUGGGACAUUGAGAGCGCGAAGAAGCUUACAGAGAUCUUUGCGGCUUUCCUAGCUUACCUUGAGCACUACGAGGUCCUCUCUGACGCCUACCUCGCGCCCGCCAUCCGCCGUGCCUCGCUCAUGGCCAAGGCCGCGUCUCUCGCCCUUGUCCAGUCCAAGCAGAUCGAGGACAAGAUUGACCAGCCUGACGGACUCAACCACGCUGCUUGGGUCCUUCUUGGUGGCACGUACGGUAACCGCCAGGUUGUCGCCUCUGUUAUCGCUGCCGAGGCGGAGAAGGAGCAAGUUGUCGACGACGAUGAGAGCGAUGGCGGUUGGAGUGCUCCUGACCUUGACCUUUCGAGUCCCGGCAUGGCGUCCCUCACUGCCACUCAAGCUAUCGAGGUACUCCAGCCCAUGUUCGAUCCCGUCCCCGUCGAGUCGCUGCGCCAGGUCAACUACCUUCCCUUCUCGCGCCGCAAGGUCGUAGCUCUUCUCCCACCCGACACGUCCUCUAGCGGCCCGGCAUUCACCAAGACGUAUUACCGCCUGCGCACAGUCCCUGCUCCGUGGACUGACGAGGAGCGGUGGCGUGAACCUGGGCGCCGUGCCCGUGAGGGUGACGGUGAAGAAGAGGAGGACGAGGUGGUGGAGGAGCACCCCGCGAUCUUUGAAAAGGAGGAGGCAACGAUGGAAGACACGGGCGACAUUGAUUUCUGGAUUGACCCUGCGGGGCUCGACAUGGCAGACCCAACCUGGAUCAUUGGGAUGGGCUUCCGCGCGCGUUGGGCCGAGAUUGGCAGCUCGAUCGAGGGUCAGAGCUGGUGGAUUCUCAAGCUCAAGGACUAUGUCCUGCCAGCCUUUUGGCAGUCUACUGAACAGGAACGGCUCGCGGUACAGAACGACCCGGCUGCGCCGUACCCGGCGCAGGCGGUUGUCGCUGAGCCGCCGGAGUGA